AUGGCUGGCACGAAGGAAAAGAAGCACCACAAUGGCGUCAAGCGCGAGCUGAACGGUGACUCUGUUGCGCAUAAGAGCAUGCCUGAGAGGCCGGCGAAGAAGGCCAAACUACUCGACAACACCGACGACGAGGGUUCUGAUGAAGAAGAAGGCGGCGUCUCCCUAAAAGUCAACGAGGAAUAUGCACGUCGGUUUGAGUACAACAAAAAGCGCGAGGAGAAGCAGCGGUUGGAGGAGAAGUAUGGAAAAGACAGAGGCAUGGACGAAGACGAAGACUCCGAGGACUCGGAAGAGGGCGUUGAGGAAGAUGAUGCAGCAGAACUUCUCGACGAGGAUCUCGACGAUCAAGUCAAUGCCACCCUACAGGCCCUGCGCUCCAAGGACCCCCGCAUAUACAACAAAGAAGUCAAGUUCUAUCGCGACCCAGAGGGCGACGACAAUGGUGGUGCAAACGGCACAGAGAAGGAAAAGCCAAUGACUCUCAAAGACUACCAUACCAAGAACUUGCUAGAGGGCAGAUUUGCGGACGAUGAGGAAGAGGCACCGCCGAAGACGUAUGCCCAAGAACAGGAAGAGGCCAGGCAGGAGCUCGUCAAAAAGCUUCACGACGCAGACGAGGAGGAAGAGGACGACUUCCUAGUCGCCAAGCCUAAGCCUGCCUCGUCCAACAAGGACCGUGUCAAAAUUACCGCUCAGGAUGUAGAAAAUGCCGACAAGGACCCCGAGACCUUCCUUUCCAACUUCAUGGCGUCGCGCGCAUGGGUACCAUCGGACAAAUCCCGCUUCCAACCACUCGAGUCUGACGAUGAGGAAGAAGACGCAGCGGCCGACGAAUGGGAAAACUCCUACAAUCUAUACUUUGAAAGCACGGCUGGUGCAAAUGAAAAGAUUGUGACAUAUGCUCGUGAUGCUGUCGCCAGUACCACCGUCCGCCGCGACGAUGUGAACGGACGACGCAAGGCUCGCGAGGCUGCGCGUGCUAAACGUGAAGCGGAGAGGCAGGAGAAGGAAAAAGAGUUGGCUCGGUUGAAGAAGCUCAAGAUGGAGGAUAUGGAGCAAAAAGUCAAGCAAAUCCGAAAAAUCGGGGGUCUGAGUGGAAGGGACUUCAAGCUUGAAGAAUGGAAAGAUGUCCUCGAAGCAGACUGGUCAGAUGAUCGUUGGGACGCUGAGAUGCAAAAGCGCUUUGGCGACGCUUACUAUGAUGAGGGCGAUGCAGGCAUGGAGAGCGAGGAGAAUGAAGGCACGAAAGGGAGGAAGAAACUGAAGAAGCCCAAAUUUGAUGACGACAUUGAUAUCAAGGACCUCGUUCCUGACUUCAAGGAUGACGAUGAGGAGGUUCCUGAUAUCACGCUCUCUUCGGACGAUGAGGGGGCUGAUGACGACGAAGAUACGGACGAUGCCACGUCCGCAAAGUCAUCUAAGAAGCGAAAACAAGAACGCGCCGAAGCCAAAAGUGCGAGCCGGCGCGACCGCCGCCUCAUCGAGAAUCUCGUCAAUGAGAAUCUCGAAUACGAGAGAGCGCUCGCAGCAAAACCCAAAGCCGCUACGAAAUUCCGCUAUCGCGAGACCUCGCCGACCACGUUCGGUCUUACAGCACGUGAUAUUCUGCUGGCGGACGACAAGCAACUAAAUGAAUUUGCUGGCUUGAAGAAGCUAGCUUCGUUCCGAGAUCCCGAGAAGAAGAAGAAGGAUAAAAAACACCUCAGUAAGAAGGCGCGUUUGAGGCAAUGGAGGCAAGAAACUUUUGGAGAUGCUGAAGGGCCCAAGGGAGGCUUUGAGACGCUGCUUGGCGCUGAGGCUAGUGGUGCAGUACAGGAGGAUCCAAGCAAUGUUGUUGAAGGCGAAAAGAAGAAAAAGAAGAGGAGCCGGAAGCGGAAGGCUGGGACGGAGGCAUAA
Plenodomus lingam JN3 is the source of this 1896-nucleotide messenger RNA. RefSeq lists its product as uncharacterized. NCBI's taxonomy places the organism in Eukaryota, Fungi, Ascomycota, Dothideomycetes, Pleosporales, Leptosphaeriaceae. Gene Ontology annotation, biological process: endonucleolytic cleavage in ITS1 to separate SSU-rRNA from 5.8S rRNA and LSU-rRNA from tricistronic rRNA transcript (SSU-rRNA, 5.8S rRNA, LSU-rRNA). Gene Ontology annotation, cellular component: nucleolus; 90S preribosome. The record is from RefSeq and is a predicted model, not a curated record.